This is a messenger RNA of Entrophospora candida, 2052 nucleotides long. NCBI's taxonomy places the organism in Eukaryota, Fungi, Glomeromycota, Glomeromycetes, Entrophosporales, Entrophosporaceae. The record is from the annotation of a GenBank genome assembly.
AUGGUAAAUUUUUCCAAGCCAAUAGCUGAUGGUCCAAUAUCGGGAAUUGACAAAUAUACCCUAAAUGUUCCUUAUAAAAAUCGAUUAGCAAAAGUUACAGUACGUCCAACACCACAGGAAACUUUUAAAGAACAUAAAAAGCUUUUCAAGUAUGUUGCUGGUGGCCACCAAAAAGUUGGGGUUAAUAGACAAUUUUUCAGACAACUUCAAGCAAUUAUAAAAAUAAUAAUUCCAAAGAUUCGUUCAAAAGAACUUUCUAUAUUAUUUUUACAUUCCUUAUUCUUGGUUUUGAGAACUUGGCUAAGUAUUGUUGUAGCAAAAUUAGACGGAAGAAUUGUUCGUGACCUGGUUGCUGAAAAUGGUAAAGAAUUUCUCAAAGGUAUAGCAUAUUGGUUUGCGAUUGCUAUUCCUGCCACUUACACAAACAGUAUGAUUCGUUUUUUGCAAUCAAAAUUAUCAAUUGCUUUCAGGACAAGAUUGACAAGAUAUAUUCAUGAUCUUUAUUUAAAUGAUAAAAUCAAUUAUUAUAAAAUUAUUAAUUUGGAUAAUAGAAUCGAAGGACCUGAUCAGUUGAAUAUAGCACGUUUCUGCGAUACUCUUUCAUCUCUUUAUUCAAAUUUAGGCAAACCACUAUUAGACAUGAUUAUAUUUAAUUAUCAAUUAUCUAAAAGUAUUGGUGUGACAGGAAUGUCAGGAUUAUUUGGAAUGUAUAUUGCUACAGCUUGGAUUCUAAGGAAAGUUUCACCAUCCUUUGGAAAAUUGGCUGCUCAUGAGGCCAAGUUAGAAGGUGACUUCCGUAUAGCACAUAACAGAAUCAUAACAAAUGCAGAGGAAAUUGCUUUUUAUAAUGGUGCACAAUUGGAACAUAAAAUAUUGAACCGAACAUAUUUGAAACUAAUUAAGCACAUCAAUUCAAUCUUUAAAAUCAGAAUUUUCUAUAAUAUGUUUGAAGAUUUUGUUAUUAAAUAUUCUUGGAGUGCAUUUGGUCUAUUGACAAUUGCUGUUCCAGUUUUUUUUCCUGCUUGGGGUGGAAGAGGUGGAAAAACAGAGUUGGAAGGAGUUAGUUCAAAUGGAAAAGAAAGGGAUCGUACAAAAGCAUACAUUACAAAUAAAAGGCUUAUGUUAACAUUGGCUGACGCUGGUGGACGUUUGAUGUACUCUUACAAAGAACUUGCAGAACUUGCAGGAUUUACUUCAAGGGUAUAUUCUUUAUUGUCAGUUCUUCAUUCAUUAUAUGCUAACGAAUAUAUUGGAUCAGAAAAUCCAGAAACUUAUUCACUUGAUAAUAUCCAAGGAAAAAUUACUUAUGAUCAUGAGGGACUCGACUUUCAAGAUGUUCCAAUUGUCAUUCCAGGUAAUAAAAAAGGUGGCGAGGAAUUGGUUAAGAAUUUAAAUUUUUCAAUAAAACCUGGACAGCAUUUAUUAAUUACUGGUCCAAAUGGUGUUGGCAAAACUAGUAUUUCAAGAGUUAUUGCCACAUUAUGGCCAAUUUUUAGAGGUGCUCUUUCAAGGCCAAAUGUUGGUGAUAUUUUUUAUAUACCUCAAAAACCAUAUCUUAGUAUCGGUACUCUUCGUGACCAGAUUAUAUAUCCACAUUCAUAUGCAGAUAUGCUUCAAGCAAAAAGAACUGAUGAUGAAUUGGUGGAAAUUUUAAAGGCAGUUCAUUUAUCGCUUAUACCUGGUCGUGAAGGUGGCUGGGAAACAAAAAAAGAAUGGAAAGAUGUUUUUUCUGGAGGAGAAAAACAAAGGGUUAGCAUCGCUAGACUUUUCUACCAUAAACCAAAAUUUGCAAUCCUUGAUGAAUCUCUUAUUACAAUAUCUCAUCGACCAUCACUAUUCAAAUAUCACAGUCAUUUAUUAAAACUUAGUGGUGAGAAAGGUACCUGGACAUUUACUACAAUUGGAACACCAGAGGAACGUAUGUCAUUGGAUAAGGAAGUCGCUGCAUUAGAAAAUAAGCUUAAAGAUGUUGAAAAAAUCAAAGAAAGAAUUGAUGAAAUCAAUAAGGAAUUGCAAUUAAGCACUGCAAAGGAUAAAACCGCAGCAGUUUAA